Parasteatoda tepidariorum (common house spider) is the source of this 485-nucleotide messenger RNA. Its product is annotated as papilin. The record is from RefSeq and is a predicted model, not a curated record. NCBI's taxonomy places the organism in Eukaryota, Metazoa, Arthropoda, Arachnida, Araneae, Theridiidae. Gene Ontology annotation, molecular function: metalloendopeptidase activity; receptor antagonist activity; serine-type endopeptidase inhibitor activity. Gene Ontology annotation, biological process: extracellular matrix organization; proteolysis; transforming growth factor beta receptor signaling pathway. Gene Ontology annotation, cellular component: extracellular region; extracellular matrix.
AACCAGGUGUAUGCAGUUUACCUCAAGCCAUUGGGAACUGUUACCAUUUCAGAGAGAGGUGGUAUUACAAUUCUUUUGAGAAAAAAUGUCAAAGAUUUUAUUACAGUGGUUGCGGUGGUAAUGAAAAUAACUUUGCAUCAUAUUUAGAAUGUGAAAAGCAGUGUCAUGUAUCUGUAGACGAUAAAUUUUCAGAAGAAUUUAACUUAGAUGUGUGUUCAUUUGAACCGGAUGGUGGUCCUUGCAAUGGAAAAAAGAUUCAAUGGUUUUAUGACAAAGAUGGUGUAUGCAAGCAGUACUACUACGGUGGGUGUAAAGGCAAUGGAAACAGGUUCAACACCAAAAAAGAUUGUGAACAGAAAUGUACUGCUUCUCAAGGUAUCUAUUUUUUUUAUUUGUGUAGUCACUAACUUCUUCUUCUCAUUGGCACGACAGCUCAGGAUGGGCCUUGGCCUUCUCAAUAAGCCUAUGCCAAGAUAUUUUUCCCU